Messenger RNA from Metarhizium album ARSEF 1941, 375 nucleotides. Its product is annotated as UPF0220 domain protein. The transcript has 2 exons. NCBI's taxonomy places the organism in Eukaryota, Fungi, Ascomycota, Sordariomycetes, Hypocreales, Clavicipitaceae. The record is from RefSeq and is a predicted model, not a curated record. The coding region runs from base 1 to 375 and encodes 124 amino acids.
AUGAGCCAAAAGCACGAGCCGCCCCCGGCCGGCGUGCACCGGCCCCGGGCCCCCGGCGCCGUCGCCUCCGCCGUCCGACCCAACCUCUUCCGCAGCCAGCUGACGCGACGACCGACAGCGAGCCCCUCCAGCCCGGCGGACACGGUGCGGCCCGACUCGGAGGCGCUGGCGCUGCCAUCAGACAGCCGCGAGAUCGUGGUGAGGAACCAGCAGGGCGAGAUCGAGCUGGGCGACCCGCCGACGCCCAUCGUCGAGACGGACGAGCCCGAGGACCGCGACGAGGGGGGCGAGAAGGAGCGACAGCGGCUCGCAGAGGCGGUCAAGCAUCACAGCAUCAGUCAUGGCAGCGUGCCGGACCAGCCGGAGGGUGAGUAG